Molecule: messenger RNA, 5586 nt
Organism: Pocillopora meandrina
Lineage: Eukaryota; Metazoa; Cnidaria; Anthozoa; Scleractinia; Pocilloporidae
Source: the annotation of a GenBank genome assembly
AUGGUGAGAUGUUGCGAAUGUGAUUGUGAUGUGUUUAUAUAACGUUUGGCCGGAUCAUAAAAAAAACGACUUGUACUUUCGACACAACUCUUCGAACUGGCACCCAGUGAUCUUACCAGCAUCUACAAAUUGGGCAAAUUUGAUGUUAAAGCUUACUUCAGUGGGCAGGAUCUGCACAAUUUGAUACUUAAUUUUAUGCUUACUUACAACUAGCAAGGUGACGUGAGAAUAUUUAUCACAAAUCCUAAGAUCUUCAACCACGUGAACAUUCAGCAACUUGAUUUCAGCACUGUUAGACUUUUUGCCUUUCAUGCUUGUAAUUGGACAGCGAAACCAAGUGUUACGUACCAUACCUCUGUUAUUGGACAGUUCACAUCAGUUGUGGGUGAACACGUAAUUUUAUAAACUAUUCGUAUGAUUUUCUUGUGGGGGAAUGUUUUUGUAAGGGAUGGGUGUUUUGUUUCUUCAAUUUUGUCUUUGGCUUGAUACAUUUUCAUGGUUUUGUCCACUUCUUUGUUGUUCAUAAUUAACAAAUCAGUAUCCCACUUUGCAGUCAUACGAUUUUCAUAAUCACUUGAAGUAUUACAGACUAAUAGGAAUCCAGUUGUGAUUGGUAUAGGCAAUAACACGAUUUCCUCUGCAAUUUGGUGUAAAUAAGAAUUUGAACAUUUUCAAAGACAACACAAUUGCACAACCCUGCAGGGUGAGUGCAAUUUGUAGUCUUUGAAAAAUUUAUGAGUGUUUAUUUAGCCAAAUUAGAGGAGAAAUCAUGUUGUUACUUGUUAAUCAUUUACAUGAAAAAAUUGCCACGGAAAGUCAAGACAGACAAAGUUUUGACAGUGUGCACAUGCAAUUAUUUACACUUGGGAUACAACUUUGCUCAGUUACAACUUUGCUCUUGUGUUAAAUGAAAAACGCACUUGUGUUCAGCAAGUCAGAGGUGUGUAAUUUUUUCAUGUUUAUUAUUUUUAUUAUUGUUAUUAUAAUUAUUACUACAAAUUUGUAAAAAAUACUGAUCUGGGCUUAGCUGUUUAAAGGGUGGAUGAUGCUAUCCAACGGAUAAAUCACUGUCCAGCAGACAAGUGUUCACCACACAUACUGCAUUAUCCAACAGAUAGAGAUUUAUCUAGGGGCUAUUAUCUAUAAACAACCAGGUCCUGGCUCUUCAAUGAUGGACAGCAGUAAGAUGUAGAUAGAGAUUUAAUGGUUUCUUUAUUAUGAAGUUGACUUUGGUGUGAAUGAUCUUUAGGCAAACGAUGAAGUUAACCCAAAGGCCUUCCCAUUGGCUGAUCCACAACUGACGGUGACCAUCCUUGAUCUCCUUCAGCAAGCUUCCUCAUACAAACAGCUCAGGAAGGGAGCUAAUGAAGGUAAUGAUCUCCAUGAGAUGUGGUGGUGUGUGUGACCACCUGUUGUUUAUAAGGAUUCAAAAUUUCAGUCAUUUCCCAUUGCAACCAAUUGCUGAAACCAAAGGGUUGUAAAGAUGCCACAUUUCCUAAAAAGAAAAAUUUUGGCUAAAAGGGGGAUGCAUAUCAGAAGGAGGGUGCUUAAUCAAGGGGUGUACUUGUUAAGUUAGCACAGCAAUAAAAGAACAGAUAAUACACAUAAAGGAACUCUGCAAACAGAUGCAGAUAGAAAUAACUUCAUUCUUUAACUCUCUGAAGUGAUUAACAUGCAACUUCUCCCUAUAAUAUCCAUCCAUUAUCCAGCACACAGGUACAGUUGAACCUCAAUUAUCAGGACCUCGAUCAUCUGGACUUAUACUCUGACCCCAAUUUUGUCAUGAAUAUUUAUUGGUCAUGAUCAAGAUCCGUAGCCAUAUUCUUUAAAACUAUAGCAUUGAAAAGUGAAGUAAAGGCAUGUCAGUUUCACUUUCCAAAAGCAAAAGCAGCGCUGGCACGCGUCACAACUAAUGAAGAACAUUCAAAUGAGAUCUGAUUGGUUUAGAGUUGCUUUGUUGCUAAGUGAGAUUUCACGCUCUAGUGGCUCGUUCGGAUUGGUAUGCAAAAUAAACAAGCUACACAGCGGGUUAUUCAUUUGUAUAUGGGAUUUGUAUGUGUUUUGUUUCGCGAUUAAAUGUCCAUUUCUUAAUUUAAUCAGUUUUCUUUCCUCAUUAAUAUUCAUAUUCUCGAUUAUCCGGAACCUCGAUUAUCCAGACUAUUUCAUUUAGUCCCAACGAGUCCGGAUAAUUGAGGUUCGACUGUAAUGAGAAUAUUCAAACUUAUCAGGUACAGUACUGCUCAAAUGGGCUUAUUCUAUUUUGCGAAACGAAACGAAACAAGGCGAGAUAUGACGAAACUAAAGGAAUAAUGCACAUGUAUUUACUACUAAGGUAAAGAUAAAUUUCUCAAGGAUUUUGGAGUAAUCGUCAAUUGAUAAGAAGGAUUUUUAAUAAUUUUGCAAAGUAGUAAUUUCAUAAGACGUACUAUUUUGCUGAAUCGACUCUUUCAUGUUACAAAUUAGUAUUUCACCAAAGAUUUUGGUCUCCUCUCAUUUCUUACACCGUAUCAAGAUAUAUUUCACAAAAUAGUAAUUUCAGGUGAGAUACUGGACUAUUAGUCGGUUUCGAAAAUUAGUAACUUCUCUUAAACUACUACAUUGCGAAAUGAAUAAAAAUCCUUCUUGUUUAUUAUUAACGAUUACUCCAAAAUCCUUGUGAAAGUUAUCUUUAACUUAUUACAAAAUAUAUCUGCAUUAUUUCUUUUUUUUUUUGUAUCUCGCCUGGUUUUGUUUCGUUUGGUUUCGUUUCGCUUAAUAGAAUGAGCCGCUCAAUCCUCUGCUCGAUCCUCAAUACUCGAAACUAUCGAGGAUCGAGACACUCGAAGAACUUUUUGAGGAUAUUGAGAAAACGAUUCAAUUAUUGCACUCAAAACAAUAGCGAAGGACAAAGCGCUUAACACGCCGACAGCCCGCAGACAUAUUUUCAUAUCGCGCAAGACUCGAGCUCUUGUCAAGCUCAGUUUUAGUGUUAAUGAUAUUGAAUAAAGCAUGCGUUACAUUUAUAUUUACGUCUACAAAAUUUAAUUUUGGAAGAUAUAAACUUUGAGAUUACGAGCGCCGGAAGUUUUCUUCGAUCUCAGAAUAAUCAACCGACAGACAAAAGUGUAAUCAAACAUAUUUCCACUGAAGCGAUCAUCUAAUCAUUCGAUGAUAAUUUGAUUCCUUUUAUCCUGUUAACGACGUUUCUUACUGAUUGCAGAUAAUAUUAGUACGAAUAUUGAAAACCACGGCAACAUGCGAUGUUCGUAAGUUAAGCCGGCGACACAUGGCUAUUUUCGCCGAUCGCCGCGAUCGGCGAAUAAAAUCGCCAGGUGUGUCACCGGCUUUACAUGUACUAUAAAUUGGUUUGUGUGACCCUUACACACAAAUAUCCAUUCCAAAGUAAGAGGAACCCGGCCGAUGAAGCUUCUUCUCUGACGAAUGAGAAAAAUUAUCAUCAGAACAGUAAUAAAAAAAUACACUUAUUUACGGAGACCAAAAAUCAUUUAACAAAGUGUGACCUAAAAAAGUCGCCAGUUGACUUGACGCCAUCGUCUUGUCACAGUCUCGCGUCGAAAAGAGGCAUAAACCAAUAUUUUUGCCUAGGGUUAGAUUAGCAUCAAGCUCUAGUGUCAUACUUCAUAAAGUAAAACUAGGAAACCUGAAAACUGUGUUAGACGAUGAAACUGGAGAUGUGUAAAGAAAGGAAAUUUCGGACAUGGCGGAGUAGUAAAGGCUCUCUUCAACAUCGUGAUAAAUAAUAACGAUCAGGCGCGAGAUAACAAAGAGGGUUACGCAUACAGUAUAGAUAAUAAUAUCUACGUGGUUGUUGUCCAAAAAAAUCAGAAAUACAAUUGAAUUUCGAGCUAAGUUUCGCUCGAGAUAACGAAAAGGGUCAAGCACACAGCAAAAUAAUAAUCACAGAACUACACAUGUAUUGUACUUCGAGCAAAGUUUCGCCCUAUCGGAAACGAUGCACACUAUACGGAUUUUCAAUCCAUGGUUUAGACUAAAGGUAAAGAACUUCAAAUCGUUUGAAAAAGUAAUCGCACGAGAACUCCUUUGUUUCCGAACUUCGAGUGUCUCGAACCGAAGGUCUCAAUACUCGACUCGAACGUCUUGAAACUCAACUCAGGCCUCGAUCCUCGAAAUUAUCGAGGUUCGAGGGACUGUCAACUCACCCUUGAGCGGUACCGUAGAAGUUGUUAUCAUGAUCAAACACCGAAUUCUUGUAACUAACGUACAUAGAAAUGUGUAGCAGCUAGAGGAGAGAAUUAACAAUCAGAUAUUGGGAUUGAAAGGGUUAAGGGAACUUCAUGGAGAAGUAACCAUUCUCUGGUACUGAUCUCCUUGUAGUUGAAGCUUGAAAAGUUAUUAAUGAAGUAGCAAUAGAAACAGGUCUUCCUUGUAUCCCUACUUUUUAAGAAAGUAAGGCAGGAGGUAGGCUCUUAUUGAAGAAGGGCUAUGUUUCACUUUGUGGCCUAAGAGGUGGGUGCUUAUUCAAGGAACAGUGGUCAUUACAGCAUAUGCCCCUAUUCAAGGAAAUACAGUAAUGAUGUUCAUGAAAUGUCACCACUUGUUGUUUGUGUGCAUUUAGAUAUUCACUCUUUCUUUCAGCCACCAAGUGCCUCAACCGGGGUGUUGCUGAGUUUAUUGUUAUGGCAGCAGAUACAGAACCACUAGAAAUAUUGCUUCACCUUCCCCUCUUGUGUGAAGAUAAGGUAAGGAAGGUCAUGAAAGUGUUGUUAAGCAUGCAUAAUUACAGGUACAGUGAAACAUUAUAGCAAAAAAUUUAAAGAACAUUUUUGUACUAAAAAAUAGGUAAGUUUUUAUUCUGCUGUGGCAUUCAGCAAAAAGGAUGCUUGGAUGAUACAAAACCUUUUUCCAAUUUGAGACAAUUUUUAUACUUGUGUGUUAAAAUCAGUAGCCUUCUUUGCCCUGACUGCUCCCUAAAAUUGAACAGAAUUUGAGUCUUAAAUAAAUUAGGAUGAGCCCAUUUAUACAAUGCCAAUCAACUGAACCAUAAUAAUUGUGAUUGGUUGAAAGUUCAAGUCAGAUUUCUCCACACUUCAAGUCAUCAUGGUGGUUAACCUUUGGACCCCUAAGAGAGACUACCAUCUAAUUUCUCCUUACAAUAUCACCCCUGAAUCACACAUUAAGGUCUCAAGAAUAAAGGAAACGAUCACCAACAAGAGAAGCUCCUUAUUCUUGAACAAAUUCUUCUUGUCAGUGUCUUAGGAACUGUACAGAGAUCAGUAUAGAGAAUAUGAAAACUGAUGUUAGUGUGUAAAGGGUUAGAUAAAAAAUGAAAAUUAAAAAAAACAGUGACAACUUGCUUCAUUUUUGCUUUUCAGAAUGUGCCUUAUGUAUUUGUUCGUUCCAAGCAGGCUCUUGGUAGAGCAUGUGGAGUGUCACGCCCUGUCAUAGCAACUGCAGUCACUAUCAAUGAAGGAUCUCAGCUUAAACCACAGAUUCAGUCACUUCAGCAGUCAAUCGAAAAACUUUUGAUAUAAAACUCUGUACACUUCUCUGUUGUUAUUUUUAUUGUUGCUCUCUAAAUCCUUAUCAAUAAAAGAAAUUGUCAACAAAGUGUUAUUUCUCUCUUGG